Molecule: messenger RNA, 1068 nt
Organism: Cricetulus griseus (Chinese hamster)
Lineage: Eukaryota; Metazoa; Chordata; Mammalia; Rodentia; Cricetidae
Source: RefSeq, a predicted model, not a curated record
AUGGGAUGUCGGCAAAGCUCAGAGGAGAAAGAGGCAGCACGGCGGUCCCGAAGAAUUGACCGCCACCUGCGCUCAGAAAGCCAGCGGCAGCGCCGCGAGAUCAAACUUCUCCUGCUGGGCACCAGCAACUCGGGCAAGAGCACCAUCGUCAAGCAGAUGAAGAUCAUCCACAGUGGCGGUUUUAACCUGGAUGCCUGCAAGGAGUACAAGCCCCUCAUCAUCUACAACGCCAUCGACUCGCUGACCCGCAUCAUUCGGGCCCUCGCGGCCCUUAAGAUCGAUUUCCACAACCCGGACCGCGCCUAUGAUGCCGUGCAGCUCUUUGCGCUGACGGGCCCAGCAGAGAGCAAGGGUGAGAUUACACCCGAGCUGCUGGGCGUCAUGAGACGACUGUGGGCCGACCCUGGGGCUCAGGCCUGCUUUGGCCGCUCGAGUGAGUACCACCUGGAGGACAAUGCAGCCUACUACCUGAAUGACCUGGAGCGCAUCGCCGCACCUGACUACAUCCCCACGGUGGAGGACAUCCUACGCUCCCGGGACAUGACCACGGGCAUUGUGGAAAACAAGUUCACCUUCAAGGAGCUUACCUUCAAGAUGGUGGACGUGGGCGGGCAGAGGUCAGAGCGCAAAAAAUGGAUCCACUGCUUUGAAGGCGUCACGGCCAUCAUCUUCUGUGUGGAGCUCAGUGGCUAUGACCUGAAGCUCUAUGAGGAUAACCAGACGAGCCGAAUGGCAGAAAGCCUACGCCUGUUUGAUUCCAUCUGCAACAACAACUGGUUUAUCAACACCUCACUCAUCCUCUUCCUGAACAAGAAAGACCUCCUGGCAGAGAAGAUCCGGCGCAUCCCGCUCAGCGUCUGCUUCCCAGAGUACAAGGGUCAGAACACGUACGAGGAGGCCGCGGUCUACAUCCAGCGUCAGUUCGAGGACCUAAACCGCAACAAGGAAACCAAGGAGAUCUACUCCCACUUCACCUGCGCCACCGACACCAGUAACAUCCAGUUUGUUUUUGACGCGGUGACAGAUGUCAUUAUACAAAACAAUCUCAAGUACAUCGGCCUUUGCUGA